Messenger RNA from Papilio polytes (common Mormon), 416 nucleotides. RefSeq lists its product as uncharacterized. Gene Ontology annotation, cellular component: membrane. The transcript is spliced from 5 exons. Lineage: Eukaryota; Metazoa; Arthropoda; Insecta; Lepidoptera; Papilionidae. Gene Ontology annotation, molecular function: G protein-coupled receptor activity. The record is from RefSeq and is a predicted model, not a curated record. Gene Ontology annotation, biological process: G protein-coupled receptor signaling pathway. The coding region runs from base 48 to 416 and encodes 122 amino acids.
GUAAAGAUUUGGAAUUAAUAAAACGUAGUGCGGAGUGAUGUAGCGUGAUGUACGGUAACGCGAGUGCAGCGGGCGCGGCUGAUGACACACCGACACACGACCACCUCACUCUACUAAUAGUGCUUUACAUCUUCGUAUCCAUCAUAGGCAUAGUGGGCAAUGUAAGUUUAAUGGCGGCGCUUGCGUCCAGCGGCGCGUGCCGACUGCGCACGCCGCAGCUAUUGAGUGCAUGCGCCGCGGACCUGCUGGUGUGCGCGGCCAGCUCGCCGCUCGCCGCCGCACGCGCCGCCGCCUUACACCAGCUGCCCUGCCAUGUCACACACUACAUUGAAUCGUUCCCGGUAGCGGCCAGCACGCUGUCGCUGGUGGCGAUGGCGACGGACCGUUUUAUUUCGAUAUUCUGUGUUCAAGUCUGA